AUGAAUUCUUCUUCUUCAGCAAAAGAAUCUACAACUCCAAACAUGGAGCACAAGAAAGCAACACAUAGAAAAAAUCGAAGUUUCGCAUUCAGAGUUCAUGAACAUGUAAAACUAGGUCAUAAACUAUCGGAAACUUUGAAGGGCAAAUUGAGUUUAGGUGCAAGGAUUAUACAAGAAGGUGGAAGAAGGAACAUUUUCAAGAACAUUUUUGGUAUGGAAGAAGGAGAGAAGGUUUUGAAAGCUUCACAAUGCUAUUUAUACACGACCGUGGGUCCUAUUGCCGGAGUUCUUUAUAUCUCAACCAAGAAAGUUGCAUUUUGUAGUGAAAGACCAAUAACUGUCUCUUCUGCAACAACAGGAGAGUCGCACAAAGUACCGUAUAAGGUUUUGAUACCGAAUGGGAAGAUAAAAGAAGUUAAUGAAGGGCAUGAUGUGGAUCAAAAGGAACAAAAGUAUAUAGAAAUUGUUUCUCAAGAGGAUUCUGAAUUUUGGUUUAUGGGAUUUUUUCGAUAUGAGAAAGCUUUUAGGAAUCUUCAGAAAGCAAUUUCUAUGUCCAUUUAG
This is a messenger RNA of Vicia faba (fava bean), 561 nucleotides long. The record is from the annotation of a GenBank genome assembly. NCBI's taxonomy places the organism in Eukaryota, Viridiplantae, Streptophyta, Magnoliopsida, Fabales, Fabaceae.